AUGUUGAUGAGCUCAGCGGGAUUUAUUCUGUUCUUGCUCUCUCACUGCACUGUGUCAGUGAGCACCACAGAGGUAGCAGUCUUGGCUAAUGCCCACCUUCUCCCCCAAAGAGGCUAUGAGAGACUGGGUAACACCAAUGAAAAAGACUAUCCAAGGGAUUGUUUUGAGAUAUUUCAGCGCUCCAAAGGAAAUUCCAGGGAUGGUCUUUACAUCAUCCAACCAAAGGAGGACCCAAUUGUUGUCUCUUGUAACAUGCAGGAUGGUGGCUGGACAGUAAUCCAGCACAUUACUGCCAAUAGUACUGUUGACUUUGAUAGGACCUGGCAGGAUUACAAAUACGGAUUUGGCUCCGUUCAUGACAACCACUGGUUAGGAAAUGAAUAUAUGCACCAGUUAACUAGCAGCUCCGUGAAAUAUAUGCUUGGAGUUAAACUUGUAAACCUAAACGCUGAAAUCAAAUGGGGACAGUACGAACCAUUCCUUAUUGAAGAUGAAGAGUCUCAAUACCGAAUCAGGGUUGGUCUAUACAAAGGCAACGCCACUGAUGCUCUGACCUUGGACACGGAAGCUUAUCUCCAUGACAACCAGAAGUUCACCACCAAGGACAGAGACAACGACAAUUACUUUCAGAAUUGUGCUAAAUUGGAACUCAGUGGAACUCCUGGAGGAGGCUGGUGGUAUGAUGCGUGUGCUGGAGCAAAUCUAAACCGUAGGAACGUGAUAUACUGGCAAAAGGACUGCAACAGGCAACGUCUGUGCAAGUUUGCAUGGAUGAUGAUCAAACCCAUUGACCACAGUGUAUCAUAUCCAACCAAGUCCUGUCCAUGUCAGAAAGUUGAACUCUAGAUAAGCCACGUUACUUUGAAGGGAACAUGGAUUCUUUGUCUAGUGACUGAAGUGAACUCACACUGACUGAAUAACUGCACUAAGUAAUCAUGACUGAAAAUUUAAUUUGGGCCUCUGCAAGAGCUUUAUGAUAGCAUAUUGUCCAGGACUGGACCGGGACAUAGACAUCUACCAACCACACAAGUGAGAAGUCACUGUCAGAAACUAAGGCCUCUAC
Molecule: messenger RNA, 1063 nt
Organism: Chroicocephalus ridibundus (black-headed gull)
Lineage: Eukaryota; Metazoa; Chordata; Aves; Charadriiformes; Laridae
Product: fibrinogen-like protein 1-like protein
Exons: 2
Coding region: 1-846 (281 amino acids)
Source: RefSeq, a predicted model, not a curated record